AUGCUCACCUCGGGGCUUACCAACACCCCGCUCACCAAGUCCCUCCUCGUCUACACAAUCGGCUCCUCGAUCGUGCUCUCCAUCCUCGACAUCAAACACCUCGCCUCAAUCUAUGUAUCGCCACACUUCUGGCCCUACGCACAGUUCUGGCGCGCACUCGCCUGGCAGGUUGCCGGGUUUACGAAUUCCACAGAGGCGCUGUUCGCCGCCAUGCUGGUGUACCAUCUGAGGGUGGUCGAGCGCGCGUGGGGGAAGAGGAAGAUGGCUACUUUCGUUCUCACGACGCUGCCCUACACCACACUCCUCCCACCUCUGCUCCUGGCACUGCUCGUGCGGCCCCUGUCGUUUAACACACUGAAUUAUCUGCCCUCCGGCCCGACGGCGAUGCUGUUCGCGCUGCUAGCUCAGUACUACGCGAUGGUCCCGCAUACAUUCCGGUUCCGUAUCGGCACAACGUCAUCAUCAUCAUCCACCCCCUCCAGCAACGACAACAAUACCACCACUUCCUCCUCAACACCACCACCAGCCGCCAACGCCCCCAAACCCCCACCACCCAGCCUAACCGUCCUCCUCUCCGACAAAACAACAACCUACCUUGUAGCCGCCCAGCUCGCCCUCUCCCAAUUCCCCGCCAUGCUGCUCCCCUCCAUAAUCGGCUGGCUUGUCGGCAUGGCCUGGCGCGCAGAGCUACUGCCAGGCCUGUCACCGGCUAGCAAUGGGUUUCGCGUGCCUGCGUGGAUUGUCGGGGAGCGGGAGCGGCGCGGCGAUGGCGCGAAUGGGGGCACGAGGAGUGCGGCGGAGAGGGAGCGGUUUGAGGAUUUGAGAAGACGGUUAGAGGGGGGAGGCGGCUGCUUCGACGUCGGGCAUGGAGAGUGCUGGGGGCCAGAGGAGGAGGGGUGGGGGGAGUGGGAUUAUGGAGAGGUUGAGGGGGGCUUGGUGAUUUAG
Messenger RNA from Penicillium canariense, 945 nucleotides. It is a transcript of the gene dscB, whose product is annotated as protein dscB. Bases 1 to 945 code for a protein of 314 amino acids. The record is from RefSeq and is a predicted model, not a curated record. The transcript has 2 exons. Lineage: Eukaryota; Fungi; Ascomycota; Eurotiomycetes; Eurotiales; Aspergillaceae.